AUGACAGGCUCACCAAGGCGAAUCGCCAUUGUUGGCGGAGGCAUCGCGGGCAUAGCUUGCUCGUGGGAGUUGCGAAAGCACAGCGCCCGCAACGUCAGAGUAGAUAUCUAUGAGUUGGAGAGUAAACUCGGCGGGCACGCCAAUUCGGUGCCCUUCAAAGGCAAUGGCACAAGCGUCGACGUUGACACGGGCUUCAUUGUAAUGGACGAAGCUACGUAUCCCCGCUUCAACACGUUUCUCGGUGAUUUAGGCAUCAAGACAAUCCCCACGGAUAUGUCAUUUGGCGUCACGACCACCGACAAAACUUUCGAGUGGAGCAGUCGUUCCAUGGGCAGCUUCGUCGCCACUCUCACGCUGCUGUUGAGCCCCUGGGUAUGGCGUCUGAUAUUUGAUAUUGUUCGCUUUAGCCUGUUCGCCGAAGAUAUCCUCUACGAGCGAGGUACUACUCCUAGACGCGGCGAGGAAGAAAGCUGCCUCAUGUCAACGUCUCUAGAGUCUAUCGGUAGCUACUUAACAAGGCGGGGAUACUCCAGUCAAUUCACGACUUAUUUCUUGAUCCCAAUGGUAGCUGCUCCUUGGUGCAUUGAUCCAGAUGAGUUCAGCAGGAGUUUCCCUGCAAGGCCGCUAAUACACUUUAUGUAA
Metarhizium brunneum ARSEF 3297 is the source of this 642-nucleotide messenger RNA. RefSeq lists its product as uncharacterized. The record is from RefSeq and is a predicted model, not a curated record. Gene Ontology annotation, molecular function: oxidoreductase activity. Lineage: Eukaryota; Fungi; Ascomycota; Sordariomycetes; Hypocreales; Clavicipitaceae.